Messenger RNA from Juglans regia (Persian walnut), 4641 nucleotides. Its product is annotated as E3 ubiquitin-protein ligase RKP. The record is from RefSeq and is a predicted model, not a curated record. The coding region runs from base 371 to 4198 and encodes 1275 amino acids. NCBI's taxonomy places the organism in Eukaryota, Viridiplantae, Streptophyta, Magnoliopsida, Fagales, Juglandaceae. The transcript is spliced from 11 exons. Gene Ontology annotation, cellular component: cytoplasm. Gene Ontology annotation, molecular function: protein binding; ubiquitin-protein transferase activity.
CCGUUGUUGGCCAAACGCUAAAGAAAGUCCAGAACUUACAAAGGCAUAAACAGCCCCUCCCCCCCCUCUCUCUCUUCUCUUUCUCUCUCAAUCAACGGCUCCUGUAAAGCCCUAGCAUGGCUCCUCCCCCGCCGCCUUCUCAGUUCUGAAGCCACAAGAGACGAAAAACAGAACAAACACCUCCACCAAACAGUUCUAUGUAGAUUGUUUUCGUCAUAUAGUCAUGCGCUGUGACUUGGGAACUUCAGGCUCAAGGGGUCAAAUUGCUUUAGAGAGGACCGAUAUCUCUGCGAGGGUAUCUGAAUUUUGAAAGGAUUUGGUCGGGUGCUGGGUCAUCAAUUGAAGGGGAUAGUGGUUUUAUAUAUUGCUAAUGGCCGAAGACAGCCUCCGGAUUGGUGGGCUUUCUUCUGGUUUGGCUGUAAUAUUGAAUGGUGAGGAUGGUACAGAGAAUUCGUCAAAAACCCGGCUUGUUUCACACUGCGAUGAUUUUUGUCACCAAUCUGUGGAGCGAACUCUUGAAUAUGUAUUUGGUCUACCUAACAAAUCAAUUCGUCCAUUGACCAUACCAGUUGACAGUAAUUUUGUUCGCUCUAUCAUAAAGAAUGAAUUCUCAAACUUCCAUGUGAACUUGGAUUCUUUGAUUAGAAAUAUGAAUGGACUUUGUAUAUAUGAUAAUGGUUGUGGUCCCCAUGUUGUUGUUCUUGAAGAUAUCAGCAUUUGUGGUGAUAUAAGAAUCAUCAAGCCACCGUUGCUUGUAGAGAGUCUAGCAAUGUUCAGUAGUGCUAGGGCUAAUGCCUGUGUUUGGAAAGGGAAAUGGAUGUAUGAGGUUAUUUUAGAAACAUCAGGUAUACAGCAACUUGGAUGGGUAACUCUUUCUUGUCCUUUCACUGACAAUAAGGGUGUAGGUGAUGCUGAAGAUUCAUAUGCAUUUGAUGGAAGGAGGGAGAAGAAAUGGAAUAAGGAAGCUGAGUCAUAUGGUCAGUCGUGGGUUGUUGGUGAUGUCAUUGGAUGCUGCAUAGAUUUGGAUUGUGAUCAGAUCUCUUUCUAUCGAAAUGGUAUCUCACUUGGAGUGGCGUUUCAUGCGAUUCGCAAGAUAAGGCCCGGAUUUGGGUAUUAUCCAGCAAUUUCUCUUUCUCAAGGUGAAAGAUGUGAAUUAAACUUUGGGUCCCGACCAUUUAAGUACCCUAUUGAAGGCUAUCUCCCCAUUCAAUCACCAUCCUCUGUCACUUUAUUUGCUACUCAGUUGCUGAGGUGCUUGUCAAGGCUUUUGGAUAUGCAAAGUAUGGAACGGGAUGAGCAUUAUUCUAUUGAGAAAUUGAGGAGAUUGAGGACACUUGUUUCAUUUGAAGAACUUUUUGAUCCAGUAUCUCAAGGGAUAUGUGAGGAAUUUUUCCAUUUACUUGAAACUGAUGCUGGGAGUGUGGAGUAUAUAGGCUGGGGUCCAUUUCUGUCACUCAUGAUGGAAGUGUUUGGAGUGCAGGCACCACAUGACUAUUCAAGCCUGGAUAAAGCGGUCGAUGUCUUUCUAAAAUUUGAAGGAUCCCAUUUGUUAUUUGAGCACCUGAUAGGUGCCCUUUCAUGUGGCUGCAAAACAAGGUCGUUGGUUCUCACUGAGUGCCCAUAUUCAGGAUCAUAUUCUUAUCUUGCAUUGGCAUGUCAUAUCUUAAGACGGGAAGAAUUGAUGGUGCUGUGGUGGAAGUCAUCAGAUUUUGAAUUCUUGUUUGAAGGAUUUUUGUCACAGAAGUCCCCAAACAAACAGGAUCUUGAAUGCCUAAUGCCUUCUGUAUGGUGGCCUGGUUCAUGUGAAGACGUUUCCCAUGAGAGUGGCAUGAUCUUGACAACUACCGCUUUGUCCAAAGCAAUCAAUAAGAUAGAAGAGAAGCAUAGGGACCUCUGUCGCUUGGUCAUUCAAUUCAUACCGCCUCUAACACCUCCUCAGUUGCCUGGUUCAGUUUUUAGGACAUUUGUACAGAAUCUUUUAUUAAAGAAAAGAGGUGCAGAUCAUAAUGUACUGCCACCUGGAGUUUCAAGCAAUUCUGUUCUUGUUUCUUUGUUCACAGUUAUCCUCCAUUUCCUAUCUGAAGGAUUUGGCAUGAGGGAUAUCUGUGGCUGGUUGAAGAGCUGUGAAAUGGUUGACCUCAAUAUUGGUUUUCUUCACAGGGGUGGUCAGCGAAGUUUUCCUAUGUACUUAUUUUUAAAAAAUGAUCCUCAUCGAACUGACAUAUCUAGGCUUGGAGGAUCAUUCAGUCAUGUAUUGAAUUCAAACCCUUCAAAUAAUGAGGAAGCAGAAGUGAUCAGGUGGGAGGAAGGCUGUAUGGAUGACGAAGAAACCAGAGUUACUCAUUCAACCUGGCAGAAACCAUGUUGCUGUUCAAGUUCAAGUUAUGAUGACUUCACUAGAAUCUCAAAGGAUCCAAUUAGAUAUACAGCUAAAAGUUCUACAGGCCAUUGCAACCAUAUUCCAGAGAGAUCUGCUCAUGUUGCUGCAGAAUGUAGUGCUGGAAGUUUGACUGAUGAGAUAGUGGAUAAACCUAGCUCCAGUGAACAAUCUGAAUCUGAACUUGGUUAUCGCCCAGUCCAACAUGUUGUGAUUGUACCCCAGGAGAAUGGUGUUUCUUCAGCUAUGCUACAAGAAGAAGAACUUCUAGAUGCUUUGCUGCUGUUGUAUCACAUAGGUCUUGCACCAAACUUUAAGCAGGCAUCAUAUUACAUGUCUCAUCAGUCGCAGUCAAUCUCUGUGCUGGAUGAAACUGAUAAACAGAUAAGAGAAGGAACUUGCAGUGAGCAAUUAAAGCGUUUGAAAGAAGCCCGCAAUUGUUAUCGUGAAGAAGUUAUUGAUUUCGUAAGACAUUGUACAUGGUAUCGCAUCUCUCUUUUUUCCCAAUGGAAGCAGAGAGGGAUGUAUGCAAUGUGCAUGUGGAUUGUCCAAUUGCUUCUGGUUCUUAGCAAAGUGGAUUCCUUGUUCUUUUACAUCCCUGAAUUUUAUCUGGAAACUCUGGUUGACUGCUUUCAUGUGUUGCGGAAGAGUGAUCCUCCGUUUGUUGCACCUGCGAUAUUUGUCAAGCAGGGACUUGCUUCAUUUGUUACCUUUGUAGUAGUCCACUUCAAUGACCCAAGGAUAUCAAGUGCAGAUCUUAAGGAUCUUCUCCUCCACUCCAUAUCGGUACUGGUACAGUACAAGGAAUAUUUGGCAGCUUUUGAGAGCAAUGAAGCAGCAAUACACAUCUUGCCAACAGCAUUGAUUUCAGCAUUUGAUCAGAGAUCCUGGAUCCCAGUAACCAACAUUCUUCUGCGAUUAUGUAGGGGUUCUGGAUUUGGUUCUUCCAAGCAUGGGGAAUCAUCAUCAUCUGUGGUUUUCCAGAGAUUGCUACGGGAAGCUUGCAUCAAUGACAAAGAUCUGUUCUCGGCUUUCCUCAACCGCCUAUUUAACACUCUCAGUUGGACAAUGACUGAAUUCUCCGUUUCCAUGCGUGAAAUGCAAGAAAAAUUCCAGGUAUUAGAGUUUCAGCAAAGAAAAUGCAGUGUCAUAUUUGAUCUCUCAUGCAAUCUUACCAGGGUAUUGGAAUUCUGUACCCAUGAAAUCCCUCAAGCAUUCUUGUUGGGGACUGAUACAAAUCUUCGACGGCUAACUGAACUGAUCAUCUUUAUUCUGAACCACAUAACUUCAGCAACAGAUGCUGAGUUUUUUGACUUGCUGCUUAGACGACAUGGUCAUUCUUUAGAAAAAGUUAACAGAGGCAUGAUAUUGGCACCUCUUGUGGGGAUCAUCUUGAAUUUGCUGGAUGCCAGUUCAGGUGCAGAGUGCAGGGAGCACAAUGAUGUUGUGGGUGUCUUUGCAAGCAUGGACUGCCCUAAAACUGUUCAUUGUGGUUUCCAAUAUCUCUUGGAUUACAACUGGGCUGGAUCUUUCCGGGGGGAUGCCUAUCCUGGAAAACUUGGGCAGCUUGAGAACUUUGUGAGCAUCCUUAUCAGCCGGACUGAGUCGCAAGUAGUUGAUAAAAUGGGAUAUGGGGGAGAAACUGAGGAGGAUGAUAACACAUGCUGCAUCUGUUAUACUGGUGAAGCAGAUGCCCGGUUCGUGCCAUGUUCUCACAUAUCUUGUUCUGGCUGCAUAACCAGGCAUCUUUUAAAUUGCCGUAGAUGUUUCUUUUGCAACGCAACAGUCACAGAAGUUGUCAGUAUUACCAAUGAACUGUGAGUUGGUAGGCAAACAGCCAGUUGCCGUUUAAGCUUCAACACGGAACUUGUUGAAAACCAUGGCACACAGGAAACUGCUGUCCGCCUUGGGGAGAGAUUCUGCUCAUUCGCUUGGGAAAAGAGUGAGUUGCUGCAAUUAUAAUUGUGAGUCAUUGGUGCUAUGCUAGUCAAAGUGGUCGGGGGAGAUAUUCUUGUGGAGUUUUAUAGGAAUUUUGUAGGUAAUUAUAGAGCAUUAGUCUGUAAAUAUGAGAUGUAAAUGGCGAGAAAAUCUCUCUCUAAACAUUAUCAGAAAUUUCAGAAAGGUGUCUGAAUCAGUAUGGUUCUUUGCAUGAUGCAUGUAAGAUUUAGAUCCCCUAUAAUUUUGUGGAUCUUAGAGCAGAAUUAGAUGUUAUAGGGUGUAUACACUGUUUCUCUCUCGGAAAUCUACUUAGAAUUUGGACAAAA